This is a messenger RNA of Sphaerodactylus townsendi, 2968 nucleotides long. RefSeq names its product leucine rich repeat containing 31 (gene LRRC31). Gene Ontology annotation, molecular function: protein binding. The coding region runs from base 711 to 2186 and encodes 491 amino acids. The transcript has 10 exons. Lineage: Eukaryota; Metazoa; Chordata; Lepidosauria; Squamata; Sphaerodactylidae. The record is from RefSeq and is a predicted model, not a curated record.
CCCGGAUGUACUGGAAAGAGAAGGAACGUUUGUCAUAGAACCAGCUCUUCUGUCUCUGUCUCUUUUUGGUAGACACAUAGAACUUUUGAACUCCGUCCAAUUCUUCUUCAAAAGGCUGCACCGAGUGUUUUGCACUGGAAACUAGCAUUUGCAACUGCAGAAACUCUUGGAAGAGAAGAAAUAAAGCUUCUGGCAAAGGAAGCAUUGACUCUUGAAUGCUUGUACCCUGGAAAUCCUGUUGGUUUUUAAGAUGUAACUGAACUUGGAGCUCACUUUUCCACAGAGGACCAACCCGGCUUCCUACCUGAAAGAAUAAAGCUUCAUGGAACGCUUCAUGCUGAUGGAAGAUUGAACCCACAAUACAUCCACGAUCAAAGCUUAUUUGUUUCACAGGCCGAGAAAAUGCUUUGGAAGAUUUAACCCCUUGGCAUUUUUAAAAAGUGGAUGGAGAAGAGAACAAAGCUACUACAAAUGAGAUGGAAAUCACAAUGUUGGUCUCCCCCUAUUUUUUGAAAGAUUCAAAGCCGGGAACCCCGGGAAAGACAGCAUCCCCCAGAGAUUCUCAGUCAGCCUCUUUAUAAGUCAGAUUCGGAAGAAGAAACCCCCUGUACCGAAAGAGAAGCAUCAGCAUCCAUCAAAGAGCCUGCCAUGAUGAAGGCAGAAACAGAACGGCAGGACUAAGAGUGAAUAAUUUUAGAGAAACUCAAACCAUGAAGCAAGCUCUUCCUGAUGCAGCAGAGUCAACGCUGCAUCAUUGGAGAGUGAAGCAGUUCCUGGAAAAACUGGAUAAACAGCCGGAUAACAAGGUUUUGGACCUAAACAACUGUGCAUUGAAGGCAGCCGAUAUAGAAGAGCUGAUUGCCAUUACACCUCUGUUGCCAGACCUGGAGGAGAUCGAUCUUUCCUGGAACCAUUCCAUAGGAGGGGCUCUUGAAUCUCUUACUCUUCAGUUCAGCCACACACAAAGGCUAAAAGUCCUCCGACUGAAUAAUUGUGGACUCACAGCCAAGGAUAUAACUUUUUUAGGAGAAGCCCUUGAAGUAAUUCCCUACCUAGAGAUACUGGAUUUAUCAUGGAAUAAUAAUAUUGGUGGCAGCCUUUCCAUUCUAACCCCAAAAAUUCCCAAAAGUUGUAAUCUCAAAAUACUGAAAGUGACAGAUUGCAGUCUAACGACAGAAGAUGGAAAAUCUCUAGCUCAGCUUCUACACAGGAUCCAGAGCCUUGAAGAACUGGAUUUGUCCAUUAACAAAAACAUAGGACGUAGUCUGAAAAAUAUCACUCAGGAGCUGAAAUAUGUCCCAGGCCUGAAGGGACUAAAUCUGCACAUGUGUGGAUUGAAACAAGAUGGAUUCCAGUGCUUGGGUGAUGCUUUUCAGUACUUGCUGGAACUAAAAAAAUUAGAUGUGUCGUGCAAUAAAGAAAUUGGAGGAAGCUUGCAGAACUCAGCUGCUCCUUUGGCCAGCCUGAGGGAACUUGAAGUCCUGGAUCUUCAUCAGUGCCGGAUUAUGGAGGAGGACAUGGCAGCUUUAACUCAAAUAAUACCACUUUUGUCAAGCCUUCAAAAGCUGGAUCUAUCAUCAAAUAAAAGCGUUGGGAUAUCUUCUGAUAACCUUCUUAGCAGACUCCGAUUUUUACCGAAAUUGAAAUCUGUGCUCCUGAGCAACUGCGGUCUACAGCAGAAAUCAUUUGCAUCUUUAGCCGAGGCUGCCCUUCACCUUCCUGAACUGAAGAUAUUAGACCUUUCUUGGAAUAAAUGCGUUGGUGGGAACCUAAAGCUGCUUUUGAAAGCGCUAAACCUUGAAGCUGAGCUCCAAGAGCUAAGACUGAGCAGCUGCAGCUUGGUGGAUAAAGAUCUGGCUUGUCUUGCCCUGGUUAUCCAAGAUGGCCCUCUGGCUAAAUUAAAGAAGCUGGACCUGAGCUACAACCACCAUAUCUCUGACCAGGGAUGGGCAACGUUCUAUCAAGGCAUAGUUGCGUUUGAGCAGCUUUCGGAACUGGAUGUCAGUCUUCGGCCGACAUCACACUGCGACUGCGGGGAAUGGUUUGGCAAGCUGUUGGCUGCCUUGCCAAAAUUGCCCGAACUCUCCGAGCUAGACCUGCAUGGCUGGGUCCUCUCCAGAAGUCAGCAAAAACAGCUGGAAAGUUUCAAAUGGGACAACGAACGGAAUUUUCACUUUGACUCUUAGCUUCAACUUGUCGAACUAGUGUUAUGGUUGGCAGCAAGCAGAUGUGUGGUUCCUCUUUGCUGCUGAGCUUUACCUGGUGCAGUACAGUGGGAAGGAGAAGGAAUCAACAGCAACAGCCAGGGAGGUUUGCACAGAGAGGGGAUUCUAAAAACUGUCCACUAAAACACAAAUCCCGCUUAGCCAUUGGCCUGGCUGCUGUGCUCUCACGACAGGCGCUGCCUUGCUGACAUCAUUACAAAGCUUAUUCUUCACACAGCAGAAAAAAAUGCAUGUUUUUUUUGAUCUAUCGAAAUGAAUUUUUUGUAAACUGCUUUUUGUUUUCCACUUUUGUGCAUUUAUUCCCUUAGCUCUUUUCCUCGCACGCAAUUCUGAACAUCGUUUGAGGCUCCAGACGGAUGCAUUAUUUCUUUUUCCCCUUUUCUUUCCCCUUUUCUUUCCCCUUUCCUUUGUCUUUCCCUUUCCCCUUUUCCUUGCCUUUCUUCUCUUUCUUUUCUUUUUUGACUUUCUUCAUCAGUCUCAAGAGCUCGGCAAAAACGCCAAUCCCUCUGCGCACCAUCGUGCCCCGCCACCAAGACUGGACCUGGAAAUGUCAAAUCAAGGUUAAAGUUGUCAAAAACAGAGGCUGGGGUUUCCUUCCCCCUCCCCACCAAUCAAAUACUUGGGGAGCAAUGGAUUUGAGAUCCUACUAUCUUCCUAAGGUCACGGAAGGCAUUGAAUACAUGAAGUCGUUUUAGACAGACUAUUGGGCCCAUCUAGUUCUGUAUAGGUUUCUCUGGCCACCA